Molecule: messenger RNA, 2151 nt
Organism: Hyaena hyaena (striped hyena)
Lineage: Eukaryota; Metazoa; Chordata; Mammalia; Carnivora; Hyaenidae
Gene: MFSD6L
Product: major facilitator superfamily domain containing 6 like
Exons: 1
Coding region: 107-1900 (597 amino acids)
Cellular component (GO): membrane
Source: RefSeq, a predicted model, not a curated record
CCCCGCUCGCCCCGCGCCCCCUUCCCGGGCCAUGGCCGCGGCCCCGCGCGGGCCCCGCGCCCAGCUCCGCCCCCCGCCCUCCCGGGACUGACGGAGUCGGGCAGCCAUGAGCGCCAACCCCCAGUGGGACAUCAGGAGGGCGCUGGGGGUGGCCAGGCUCUUCCACCUGGCGUGCGGGCUGCGGGACGCCUGCGUGACUCCGUUCCUGACCCUCUACCUGAGGCAGCUGGGCUUGGCCGCGCCCUGGGUGGGCAUCCUGAUGGGGACCAAGCACCUGGUCGCAGCCUUCUGGGGUCCCUUCUGCGCCUUCCUGGCCAAAAGCUACCAGAAGCGGAGGGUGCUUCUGACGGGCUCGCUGCUGGGCUCUGUGGGGGCCAGCCUGCUGCUCGGCCUGGUGCCGCCGCUGGACGAAGACCGGCCGUCCGGCUCCGGUAACGCCAGCCACGGCGCCCCCGCCCCCGCCCCCGCCCCGCCCCCGGGGGUCGCGCUCACCGGCACCUUCGCCUCGAGCCCGCCGCCGGGGGCGCCCGGCCCCCCGGCCAAGCGCAGGCCCGGGACAGGACCCUCACUGUUCCCUGGGACCGAGGAAGCCUCCGGCUUCGGGAAGGGACCCGCGGAAAGCGUCCACGGGCCGUCCGGCCGUCCGCCCGGCUACGCCCUGGGCCCCGUGGAAGGAGCCGGGACCACGUCCCGAGCUGUCCACCCUGUCACGUCGCGAGGGACAGAUACUCCUUGGGAAGGUGCUUUCAAGGUGGGCAGGACCGCCCUCCCUUUGCUUGCUGGGGGUCCAGCGCUCGGAAGCCCAGCCAACGGGUCAGCGGCCGAGGGCAGUGCCCGGGCCCUUGGCCUCGCCUCCGAUGGGUGGAGGCGGACCUUCUUCCUCUGCCUGGGGUCCGUGGUGCUGUGGGAGCUGCUGACCGCCCCUCUGGAGCAGGUGGCGGACGACAGCCUUUAUGAGUACCUGGAUUUUGUGGACGCCACCGACCGGUACCGAAGCCUGUGGAUCUGGAGGCUGCUGGGCACGACCGCGGGCGUGUGUGGCAUCGCCGCGUUGGUGGGACAGCUGGAGUGCCCCCUGGUGACCAAGGGCCCCCGCGGGGUGCUGCACUUCUACGGCUACUCGCUGGUCAGCACGCUGGCUUUGCUGCUGAGCAUCGCCUUUCCCGUCCCCACGUGCAGGCCGCGGGAGCCCAGCUGCACCACGGUCAAGGCGCUGUCUCUGGCCGGAGGCGACCCCCGCCUGCUCCUCCUGGCCCUCACCGUCUUCCUGGCAGGAGCCGCCGCCAGCACGGUGCAGAACUUUCUGUUCUGGCACAUGCAGGACCUCGGGAGCAGCGAGCUGGUCAUGGGUUUCUCGGUGGCCCUGGGCUUGCUGGGGGAGACUGCGCUCCAUCCGUUCAAAACGACCUUGCUGAGGAAGCUGACCGGGGCGGGCACCGUGGGGCUGGGGCUGGGCUGCCUGGCCGGCCAGCUGCUCUACUACUCGUUGCUCUGGAGCUGGUGGUCCGUCCUCCCCGCCCAGGUCUUGAGCGCCCUCAGCAGCGGGGCUCUGUGGUGGGCAGUGAAGGCCUCGGUCGAGCACCGGGCCACCCCGGGAACCGAGCGGCCCCUGGGUGCCAUGUUCCGAGGCCACUUUUCCGGGGCCGGGGCCAGCCUGGGCAGCUUUGGGGGGGGCUUCGUGGUGACCUACUUCGGCCUGGCCGUGCUGUACCAGGCCUGCUGCGUGGUCCUGAUGCUCUGGCUGGCGCUGUUCGUGUCCGUCCAGCACAUGCUGCCCCAGGAGCAGAAAAUCAACUACGCGAAGCUGCUGGUCAGGGAGGCCAGCGACACGAGCGACUCUGAGCAGGGGACCGAACGGGACUGGCUCGUCAGGGCCAUGAGGGAGGAGCAUUCAGACUAGCUGGGCUGAGAGGCAGGUCAGGACGCGCUGAUCCGGGGAAGGCGCCUGAGGAGGGGCUGGACAAAUCUCCCCUGCCCGGGGACAGGGUCUUUGAACCCCGCCUGGGGCCACAGGGAGCCUGGAGAGAAAAAGCGAGUGGGUGCAGAACCCCACGGGAUCAUCACAGGGCAUGAUUUCCCUUACUUUUGUGGUAAAAGGAGAUUUAACUUUUUGCUGUUCAAUCGUUUUUUAAAUAAUGGAGGAAGAAUACA